UGUCCCCGGCGACUGCGUCCAUUGGCGGAAGGAUCGGAUUAGAGCCGCGCAGUGUGAGUGAUGCGGUAGCUGCUCGCUGCCGCUGCUGCAGGAGGAAGGACAGAACCGCUACCAGCACCACCUUUCAGUUUCGCCUUCAAAUUACACCAACCGGCUCCGUCACACACAGUCCACCGACUGAAUUAUUACCCCAAGCCGUCCCUUAUUAAGACACCGGAGGGGUCGGUUGCGUCGAAAUUAAAGAAGCGCUGUUUUAAUCCAGUAUAAGGCGGGUUUUUGUGUGUUUUUGACAGCACAACAAUGGCUCUGAAAAGAAUCCACAAGGAGCUGCAUGAUUUGGGCCGUGACCCACCUGCUCAGUGUUCAGCGGGCCCAGUAGGGGAUGACAUGUUUCAUUGGCAGGCCACAAUAAUGGGACCAAAUGAUAGUCCUUACCAAGGCGGAGUGUUCUUCUUGACCAUACACUUUCCCACAGAUUACCCCUUCAAACCGCCAAAGGUUGCAUUUACCACAAGAAUCUAUCACCCAAAUAUCAACAGCAAUGGCAGCAUUUGUCUGGAUAUUCUGAGGUCACAGUGGUCACCAGCUCUCACCAUCUCCAAAGGUACACCUCCGUGUGAAUACAGCAAUUGCACUCGGGUGCGGAUCAAACAACCGCACCGAGACCCAGCUGAAGAGGUGGUUUCGGUCCACUUCCAAAUGAACUCUGGUACGGUUCGUUUAAG
Sinocyclocheilus anshuiensis is the source of this 725-nucleotide messenger RNA. RefSeq names its product ubiquitin-conjugating enzyme E2 D2-like. Lineage: Eukaryota; Metazoa; Chordata; Actinopteri; Cypriniformes; Cyprinidae. The annotation marks the transcript as partial. The record is from RefSeq and is a predicted model, not a curated record. The transcript has 6 exons.